Molecule: messenger RNA, 2496 nt
Organism: Moneuplotes crassus
Lineage: Eukaryota; Ciliophora; Spirotrichea; Euplotida; Euplotidae
Source: the annotation of a GenBank genome assembly
UAAAUCUAACGACAAUCAGAAAUGUCUUAUAGAGCAAUAGUAGAAUUCUCCUUUAGCAUGGACUCCUUCAGGAAUGUAGGCAUGUUCCAGCAAGGAAUUUAUUUCCUCACAUAUGAGAUAUACUACUACAAAGAGAACAAGAAGAUUUACGCUACUCCUUAUGCCAACAUUCCAUUUAUCUAUUCUGAGGAUAAAGGCAAGGGAAUGAGAAACCUCCAGCCCAGUGAGAUUCUUGAAAACCAACCCAUUUUUAAAACCAGGUCUUUCUGUAUUAGGUACAGGCAUGAAGAAAUCCCUAUGAACGAAGUCUGACAGUUUAGGGCGGAAGUCGACACAGAUAAGGAAGGAAGUUACCUUGAUACUAAAUUUUACAUUGAAACUAACCUCUGCUUCUUACGGUAUAAGUUUACCUCGUCUGUUGGGUCAAAGUUUAUGAGGAAGUUUGUCCAAGAAAGAAGGAAUGACUUUAAAGUUGUCAGUACUCAAGAAUUCAAGAUUUCAGGGGCUCUAAAUGGAAUUACAAAAUACCUCCCGACUACAUUUAAAGGAGUUUACUUUAGUGUGGCCCACGGACUCCUCCACACUGCUCUCAUCGAUUUUAAAUGGAGAGAUAGCUGCCUUGCAGUCUUAGAUAUCGACAAAGAUUUUGAAGAGAAUGGGAUAUAUAUUGAAACCGAAAGGAAACUAACUGCAGAUGAGGCUGAUAAAAUGAUGCAGGAUUAUUCUUUUAGACCAGACUCUCUAAAGGACUACUUAUUCAGUAGCGAGGGUGACUUCUAUGUAGUAAAAUACAACAAGAAAACUCUGGAAUACAUCUUCGAUACGUUCAUAUCUCCCUUAAUCCUCAAUUGGGAGAAUCUCAAACGGAUGUAUGAAACUGUCCUGAGUGAAGAACGAGAAAGCAUCUCUAACAAAGCUGGAGCUCACUUCAAAAUUGAGAAAAACUGUGAAAACCUCGAGUUCUGAGGCCAUAAUUCUUGGAAAAGAUUCACUAAAGAAGAGGAUAAAAUUGAGGAUAAGGAGAAUUCAUACGUAGAGAAGGAACAAGCAGAUCUUGGCGAAGACUCUGAUGAAGAAGGUAAUUGUGAUGUAGGCGAAGAAUUCGGCUGUGUACAGAAAAUUUAUUCCAGUCAUGAAUCUUUUAAAGAAUUCUACCUGAACUAUACAGAUCUAAAAGAGGCCUUUGUGAAGUAUAUCUACACUAAAAAUCCAAAUACUUUGAUUAAAAAUAUAGAAAAUGAAUUCAGAAUUCUUGCUGGACAAAUCUUGCAGUGUAACUAUGAUCUCAUGAUGCUACUUGGUUCAGCCCCUGAAGAGAUUAGAGAACAUUUCAGAGAGAAAUACUGCCAAAGGCUCAAAGAAAAGGUUGAAGAUAGUGUCUUCCGUAGUCAUAUUUCAACUUCAGAUUUUGUAAUAAACAGUGAAAACGAUAGCAAGGAGCUUUACAAAAUUAUGGCUGAGAAACGAAGAUCUAAUAUUUAUGAAGAACUAAUUGAAGAUCCACCGAUCGAAGAUCUUACAAAUCUCACUCAUGAUACGACUCCAGUGAUGAUAGAGGAAAUAUUUACAAUGGAGGAGCACAAGACUGAAUUUCCUAGUGUAACCAGAGCUACUAAGAAAAGGCUAUAUAAAGAUGGGCUCCAUUUAUUUGUCCUUGCUCAUGGAUUCCAAGCUACUCAUAUAGAUAUGCAGGAGAUUAAGAACCAUAUUGCAAUGAUUGUCCCAAACUCAAUUUUUCUAUGUUCAGAAUCUAAUGAAGGAGUUCGCACAGAAGGAUGACUUAUCGAAUCAGGAAGAAAUCUAGCAGGAGAAGUCUUCGACUUCUUCGAUGAUGAGGAGGAUUGUGGACACGAAGUCACAAAAAUUAGCUUUAUCGGACAUUCAAUGGGAGGAGUGAUCAUUAGAUCAGCUCUUCCUCAUCUUGAGAAGUUCAAACACAUGUUCCAUGGUCUUUGUACACUUUCUUCCCCUCAUUUAGGGUAUGCUGCUUGUAACAACAAGUUGAUUAAUGUUGGUCUCUGGGCUUUUCAAACAUGGAAAAGGCAGUGAUCAAUAGAGCAGCUAUCCAUGACAGAUGCUAAAGAUAUAGAAGAUACUUUUAUGUAUAAACUCUCAAAGAAAAAGGGUCUAAAAUGGUUUAAACAUGUCAUGCUUUUCAGCAGUAUUCAGGACGGAUAUGUGACUUUUGACUCUUCAAGGAUUCAAAUUUUCAAGAAUACUACACUUUACGAUCCGAUAAGAGAGAUGAAAUAUAGAGAAAUGGCAAGUAAUAUAUUUAGAGACUGAGAUCAUACCACCGUAACCAGAGUAGAUGUAAAUUUCAGCAUAAGUAAUAAGUCGAUUGAUAGUAUGAUUGGGAGAAAAGCUCAUGUCUCUUUCCUCUCAAAUUCAGGAUUUUUAACAAUGUUCACAAACAGGUUCAAAGAAACUCUAUUUGAUCAAGCUAACUAGGUUUAGAUUUAAAUACAAGAAAUUUCUGUUUAUGAAAUUUCAAUU